GGCAUAAACAUCGCUACCGUGGCCGACACACACCGGCAUUCUCGAUACUUUUAUAUUACCGACACCUAACCGGCAAAAAUGCAAAUAAUAACACACAUUUUCUUGGGCAUAUUUUCAUGCUUCAGCGCAUUGAGCAUAAUUUCUCUUGCGGAGUGAAAGCGCACGAGAAACAAUUCUGCGGUGGAAUUUUUCUCUUCUCUACAGUGUAACAAAAGUUUCGACGCUUCGAUAUAUUUUCGCAGCUUGCCGAACCGCAUCACAGGUGAUUGAGCAAUAUUCUUGGCUGGAAAAAGAAAAUAAGCAAAUUUUUCUCAUUCACACUUGCGGACUGCGCUUUUAUUGACGACACCCGGUUUUUACUUAACUGAUUUUUUACUUCGCUCGCCGCACGCGAUCCCGGAUCCCAUUCCUCAUCCAUUCCAUCGCUGCGACGACGGCAGCUGAAUUCCUGUUUUAUCCCAUCAGCGUCUGUACACUCUUAAGCCCCGUUGUGUGGUUGGGAUAUACUGUGUUAUGUUUGUCAUGUAAUCUCUGGCUCGGCCUGUUGAGCCUGGGUCUCUCCUGUGAAUGAUGAACUGAAACCAGAGCCACUGUACUACGCUUUGUGUGUGUGUUGAUUGUCCGUGUUCAGUCCAGCACCGCGCCCGACCACCAUGGUGCGCCAUCAACGUCAGCAGUGGAUUACGGCCCUCCUCGGCGUGACGCUACUGGUCAGCCCAAAGGUCACCGCCACACCCGGACGAGUCGGCUGCUUCUACGAUCUACAGCUGUGCGAAUCCAACGAAUUAUGCUACAACGAUUCGUUAUUCGGCACCUGUGUGUCGCAGUUAAGCGACGCGGUCAGCUACGCCGAUCUGCCACCGGAAGCGCUGCAGGAGGCCGCCCGCAUCCUCCAGUACUUAAUUGAGACCGGCUACAAAUGGCCGGAUUCCUAUACGCAGUGUGUCGUGGGCAACUACCUGCAGGCGGUGGUUAGUGGCCAGCGCUACGAUCCGCAGGUCUGCGAGUAUCUCAAGCAGAUCCUCAGUGUCAUCGAUCAGUCCCGCACUAGCCCGGUGCAGGCUGCGCCCAUUAAUCCACCGGCAGCCGUGCCGCAAAUAGCAACUGAUGUACAAGUACCCGUGGAGCCGUUGACCCACGGCGAAUUCAUGUCGAAAAUGGACGGCAAAGCCGACUUUGACCUACCUUUAAUGGAGGCCGCCCCCUCCUCCCUGGUGACGGACAGCCCCCCGGCGGCGGCCGCCUCCGUCAGCGCCGACGACGCCGCUUCGUACGCCGCCCUUGAGCAAUACCUCCGCCAGUACCAACAAGCCAUGGCCGAACAGCAGGCGGCCGCGCCCUUGACCGUAGAGAAGAAAUCCGGAUCCGCGGAGGACGUCACCACCCCCGCUCCGGAAGUGACCCCGACCACGCCCGCCACCGCCGACUCGACGCCAACGGUCAACCAGACUGCCAUGGAUCAGUCUAUCCAGACGGACGCCCAGGCAUUUGACAACCUCUUCGCUAUGUUGACGAGCGCCCAGGCCGCCCCGACCACUUCCGACGCCCAGGUGGCGGUGCCGGCAUCCUCAGAGCUCGGGGUGGUUCCCCAGACAUCGGAGCUGACCGCUGUGCCCAUGAACCCGCCCAUGGAGUUCGUCCCGGAGAGCUCACCCUUCGAGAUCAUCGCCUCCGACCAGCAACAGAUGCCGCUGCGCAUCCCCUUCGAUCUGGGAAUGCUCCAGCAGAACGGCUUCGGAGGAAUCCCAACCGGAUUUGACGGUGUUCCGAACAGUUUCGGCGGUAUGCCGAAUAACUUCGGAGGUGUGCCGAAUAACUUUGGUGGUAUGCCCAACCUCCCACCCAACCUCCAAUUCGUGCCGGACUUCAACGCACUCCCUCCUCCCGGCAUGUUCAACAGCCUGGACGAGAUGCUACUAGCCCAGCAGAUGGUGGCCGCCCAACAGCAGCAGUCGCAGUUCCCCCCGAUGAUGCCCAUGCAGCAGCCGCAGAUGGAUCCGCGCAUGCUGAUGGACAUGUCCAUGUUCCAACCCCAGAUGGACCCGCGUCUCGCCAUGCCCCAGAUGUUACCCAACCAGUUCCCGUUCGCGCCGGUGCCCACCAAACGCGGCGACUACAUGUCCAUGCCCCCGAUGGAGCUCCUGUACCAACGGGCCCCGCCCAUGUUCGGGCCGCCGAUGAUGGACCAGCGGUUCGGUCCGCCGAUGAUGGACCAGCGCAUGUUCGACCCCAUGAUGAUGCCACCGCAGCUGCCGCAGAUGCCCCCCAUGGACAUGUUCGGCGGCUUCCCGGCCCCGCCUCCCAACAUGGGUGGCUUCCCUCCCAACAUGGCCGGCGCCGGCUUCCCGCCAAUGGCGUUCGACCAGCAGCAACAGCUGCAGAUGGCGCUGCCGGCCGGGUUCGCCGUGAUCGAGCCGGUGAUGGUCGAUAGCAAUAGCAGUGAGGAAGCCAUUAAGCAGUUGUUUGCCGAGAGUGUCGGCGAUGUCGGUAGUGGCGCGGAGGGACCAGCGGCGCAGAGUAAGAAAGAUCAGGAGUAUAAGACCCUCCUCCCCAGCAACGAGAACCAGCAGAGUGAAGUGGUGGAGGAUGUCACCGUAAAGGUCGUCAAAGGGUCACUGCCCGAUGAUGCCGUCACCGCGUCGACGGAUACGCAGGUCAAGCCGGAGGCGGAUGAUGAAGAGGAAUACGUCUUCUUGACCACCGAACCUCAACUGAGCUACGAUGAGGCCCGGUAUCUUCUCAACUGGUUACGCGCCGUUAUGAGUCUUCCAGUCCAGACAUUCUACGACCUCAGUGUGAACGAUGACCUAGUGACCUUCCGUAUUAAUCCCGCCCUGAAGAACCUCAACGCUACCUACAUUGCGCAGACGUUCGGGGAUGAUGAGCUGCGCAGUGCCAUCCGCGGCGCUAAUGGGCUGCAGAUUAAACGGGCCGGUGUGGGACACUAUUCCCUAAUCCAGGCGCCCGGUGAGGAUGUGCCCGAACUGCGCUUCGAGCCGACCGCCAUCGUGGAGACUCACGAGGUGCCGGCCGCCGAGUCGACCGCCCAACCGACGGCGGAUACCAUUAAGAAAUACGAUGUCCUGGAUCCGACGUUCGCUUUCAUCGUCACCGAUCCACCGCUGACAUACGACUUAGCCCGGCGUCUUCUCAAUUGGUUGGCCGUGCAACUGCAAGUGCCGCAGACUGUCUUCUCCUAUCUGCACAUUGAAGGCAAUCAGCUGGUGUUCCGCGUCAGUCCCUACUUCAGCCGGAUUAAUGCCAGCUCCGUGGUGGAGCACUUAUCCGAUGCCAGCAUCCAGUCGGCGCUGCGUCAGCAGUUUGCCGUGGAAAUCAUCCGCGCCGGUAUCGGCGACAAGGUUCAGGUUAUUAAAGCCGACAACAAACAGCGCCAGAAUCUCCUCAUCGGCCUGAUCGCCGUGGCCUGUGUGGCCGCCCUAUUGAUCACGUUGGGCAUAAUUUACUUUGUCCGCCGCAAUCUCCUCCUCAAGAAGAAACUGCAGAGUGUGGAGGGCGACGUGGAGUCCAGUAAAGAGUACGAGGAAUUAUGUCGCCAGCGAAUGGCCAGCAAGAACCUGGAAGCCGGCACCGUCAAAUCGACACCCGAACGCGACCGUACCGCCCACAGCAGCACAUCGUCCUGGAGCGAGGAACCGGCGCCCAACAAUAUGGACUUAACCACCGGCCAUAUGGUGCUCUCGUACAUGGAAGACCACCUGAAGCACAAGGAGCGCCUGAAUGAAGAGUGGGCCUCACUUUGCACGUACGAAGCCGAUCCGCGCCAAACGGAUGCGGCCAGUCGCAAGGAGAACCUGAUAAAAAAUCGAUAUCCGGAUGUACUGCCCUAUGAUCAUACCCGGGUGAAGCUGAAUCCGGAGGGCAAUGUAACCAAAUCCGACUAUAUCAAUGCCAGUCUCAUUACCGAUGCUGAUCCCAAGAACCCAGCGUAUAUCGCCACACAGGGACCCUUGCCCGAUACGGUCGCUGAUUUUUGGCAGAUGGUUUGGGAGCAGAACUGUACCGUCAUCGUCAUGCUGACCCGACUGCGGGAGAACGAUCAGGAUCUGUGUCAUGUCUACUGGCCCAAAGAGGGCAGUGAAGUGUAUCACAAUUACGAAGUCCAUCUGGUCAGCGAGCAUAUCUGGUGCGACGACUAUCUGGUGCGCAGUUUCUACCUGAAACAUCUGCGCACCCACGAGACCCGCACCGUCACCCAGUUCCACUAUCUAAACUGGCCCAACCUGGCCGUGCCCACAUCGCAAAAGUCCUUCCUGGAAUUCCGACGAAAAGUUAACAAAUGCUACAAAGGCGGGCCUUCGCCGAUCGUUGUUGUUUGCAGCGACGGAGUGGACCGUACCGGCGCCUACUGCUUAAUCGAUCUGGUCCUCAACCGUAUGGCCAAGGGCGUCAAAGAGAUGGACAUUGCGGCCACCCUGGAACAUCUGCGCGAUCAGCGCAUGGAUAUGGUCCGCACCAAAGAGCAAUUUGAGUUCGUCCUGACGGCCGUGGCCCAGGAGAUCCAGGCCAUCCUCAAAUCCAUGCCGCAGAAAUAAAUCCACCAGCGGCUAGUCAAGUCAAAUUUCCAACGCACGUUUCCGAAAUCAAUCAACACAAAAGAAAGCUCCAGCAGCAGUCUUAUCAAGAGUCAGAUUUGUUUUUCUAAGAGAAAGUUGCUAUUUUUGUCAAGAGAAAAAAAGUUCUACAAAACGGAUCCUUUAUAUCCUGGUGUCAACGCGACGGGGGUGUCAUUAUUUCCGGGUGCACACAGAAAAUGCAAUGAUGUUGUUAGUUAGUGCGGCGCGGGUAGAUGUGUUAGGCGAAUAUAAUAUAUUUCUUUUUGGUUAUUGCUUCGUUUAUGUUAAAAAUGGACAGGCUGACGUGUACCGCUUUUUUAGGUUUUAAGUUUGACCUUGGUUUUUAAUAAACAAUAAAGAAA
Molecule: messenger RNA, 4936 nt
Organism: Paramacrobiotus metropolitanus
Lineage: Eukaryota; Metazoa; Tardigrada; Eutardigrada; Parachela; Macrobiotidae
Exons: 19
Coding region: 654-4553 (1299 amino acids)
Biological process (GO): protein dephosphorylation
Cellular component (GO): secretory granule
Molecular function (GO): protein tyrosine phosphatase activity
Source: RefSeq, a predicted model, not a curated record